AUGCAUUACAUCAUGCCACCUGCUGGAAUUCUACAAACUGAAAUGGAUGAGGAUGCUGUCAUUGAGAUUGAGAUUCAGCAGGAAUUGGAAGGAAUAAAUUUGGAUGAAAAUGAUGAACUGGACUUGGAUAAUAUCGAGCAUGAACAUAUUUAUGGCAGUGAUGAUGAUGAAGAUUUUUGUGGCCCUGUUAAAGAACCUGUGAAUACAAAUGAAGAGAUGUUUCCCAAAGAGAUGGAAGAAUAUUUGCAAAUGAUAAAGAAACAACGCUUAAACUUUGAGCAGACGCUUGAGGAAUGUGAUGCUAUUCUUACAAAUAGUCUGAAUGGCAUUCAAGGUCCAUGCUGUAGUCUGGUUCCAUAUGAUGACUGGAAAGAGAUUGAAGAAGCAGCUAAGCAAAGGGGGCUUAGUGUAGAUGAGUUCAAAUCAAAGCUUCUGGAGGAAAUUGAGAAUGACCAGUAUGAACUCGAGAUGCUUGAUAUUAGUGAUGAUGAAGACUUCAAACAAGGGCAGGAAGACAGGCAUGAGGAUGAGGCGUCUUUUGGAAGAGGGUUACCAGCAGCUGAGAGAAAUGAUAUUAUUGAGAGAAUCGAAGAUCAAGAAUUUGAGGAAUCUGAGACUAACCCUGGAUUGAAGGAUGUGUCUGGAGCUGUGGUCUUGGCACACUCAAAUGUGCUUUUACAGUUUGGUCACUUUCUCAGGGAGCAAAUGGAACUUGUUGAAGAGACUUACAAAGAGAGAGCACUACGCUUGAAGAAGGAGCUAGAAACCAAGCGAGCAGCAGAAGAACACCUGUUGCUAGUACUAGAGGAGCAGCAUGAGAAGAUCCUACAGGAAAUGGAGAAGGAAAAGCAGGCCCUUGCUGUUCGUAAAGAGGAGAUGGAGAAGAAUCUUGAAAAAGAAAAAGAGCAGAGACAAAAAAUCUUGGAACAAGAUCUUAAACAAGUUCAGGCAGAAAUUUCUCACUUGACUAAUCAGAUAAGCACAGAACGCCACCAGCUGGAGAUAUUAAGAAAAGAAGAAGAAGAACGAUACAAACAGGAGAGCACCAAGGCUGCUGUUACACUUCAGCGUUGGUACCGGGGAUACAGAACAAGAAAGCAACAUGAGACAAUCUGCCAGAAACUUACAGAACAAAAGGAGAAACGAAGAGCAGAGAUGGAAAAAAGACGGAUAGAAGAGGUUGAGAAACAAAUACAGAAACAGAAGCAAGAGAAGAUAAGAAUCGAAGAAGAAGAGAAAUUGAAGAGAGAAGAAGAAAGAAAACUGAGAGAGAAAGAAAAAGUAUGUGAGUACAAGCAGAGAGAAGAGGAAGAACAGAGGAAAAAAGAAGAGGCGAAGUUGAAAGAAGAAGGAAAGAAGGCAGUGGAAGAAGAGGCAAUAAGACUGAUGGACGACAAAGAGAAAAAAGAGAAGGGAUGCAGGGAGAAUGAUGAGUCUUCAGAAAAGGAAAAUGUUGAAAAGUUCAACCUUCUUGCUGAGCAGAUUGAGUCUUGUCGUCUUAAGUGGAUGAAAAUCUGCUUGCCAUGGAGUAAGGUCAGUAAUGAGCCUUGGAAACAAAAGUUAAAUGUCAGGAGAAAAAAGGUACCUCGAAGACCUUCUUCUUCCAAGAAACUGCCUCCAUUGCUAGAGAAUACUAUUCUUGCAGCCGGGAAAGUACCCUCCCUUCGACAGGUGACAGCUCUUGAAUUAUGUGAUCUUCCAGGCCAUUCUUUGUCCACACUAGAAGGAUGUUUAAACUUAAAACACUUAAAGUUAACCAGAUGUGGCAUUAUCUCUCUAGAGCAUCUGUCACAGUGUCAGCAGCUGCAGUGCAUUGAUGUACAGGAAAACCUCAUAGAAUUUGUGGAUCUGAAGGAUCUGAACAACCUGUACAUGCUGAACCUUUCCCACAACAAGCUGACUAGCAUUCAUGGUCUAGACAGCUGCACAAGACUCUGCUGGCUGAACCUUGCUCAUAACAAACUGACUCAGCUAGAUGGACUGUCUCCUCUUCGGCAUCUGCAUACACUACUGGUGUCCAACAAUCAGUUAGUGAGUACUGAGGGACUUGACCUCUGCCCAACAAUACAGCAUUUAGAUCUCUCAGGCAACUACCUCACUGCUAUCAAAGGAGUAGAGAAACUUGGACUCCUGUUGGAGUUGGAUGCCUCAUCUAAUAAUCUUUCAGAGAUGCCAGAUCUGCAGAAUCAAGUGCUCCUCCAAAGACUGAUAUUGAGGGAAAACAGCAUUGGACCUCACGUGGACUUGUCAGCCAUAUGGCUUCCUCUUCUAACUCACCUUGACCUCAGUCAGAAUGUCAUUGAAGAGCUGAAGGGGCCUUCUUAUGGACUUUUCACUCUGAAAUUCUUGGACCUUGCUGUGAAUCAAAUUGUUGACUCAUCACAGGUUCUUCCAGCUCUCUCCGCUUGUUUUCAGCUGGAAGACUUAAAUUUGCAAGGAAAUGUUGCUAUGGAUGAGGAAAAUAUAAGCACAAAAGCAAAAAGUGAGUUGCCAUUGCUGAGAUGUUUGAAUAGUGAAACUGUAAGGACCCUUUCUGGUGUAUCACUGCUUGUACAUAAAGCGACCUCUUUUGAGAUCACAUGCCUUCAGCAAACCCUUCUCCACAAGGAUCUCAAACAGACUAGGGACAGGGAUAGCAGAAUUUGGACGAGUGAGGGAACUUUCCACAUGUGUGAUGCCUAUUUCAACUUCUGUGAUAAGUCCUUUAAGAUAGCUGUGGAGCAUCGGUAUACCCAUGAGUAUGGAGAACUGGCGUCGGUCAAUAUUCCUUUUGCUCCACAGACACCCAGGUCAUCCAGCUCCACAUCAAUGGAGCUGUCAAAGGUACAGCAGCCAGAAAAUAUGGAUCUUGGUGCUGCAGAAAUCUCCCUUUCUUCUCCAGAGAACAAAAAUUCUAAAACUCUGGUGCAAAGGUCUCAAGAGAAACUGGCAGCUACUGUUCAUCAAAGCCAGGGAAAUCUUAAAAUGACAGGUUUGAAUACCACAGCAAUUUCCCCUCGGAAACCAUCUUCAGUUUCUGUCACAGCUAAAGAGAAGUUUGAGAUGGCCUUGCGUGGGAAGAAUGAUUCAAGUCCAAGCACAGCUGAAUGUUCUUUGGACACCAGCCAGCAUUGCCAGUCACCUCCCCUGGUAGUAAGCCAUAGGAGCCAGGAGCAUGCUACUUUCUCAUCUGAUAAAAAUUCUAGUCCCAAGAUAACUCUUCCAGCCUUGAACCUAUCUGGUGAAGCCAGAAACACUUCCCUUGAAACCAGAUAUUAUUCUUCACAGCUGUCCAGCAUAAAGCAGUCACCCCUGAUUGAGAAAGAAAAAUAUGCAGACACCAUGCACCAUACAGACAUAACGAGAAGUGAAGCCAGAGACUUGGAUCAAAAGCCACUCCUCCAUGAUAAAGAUAUCCGAGGAGUUGGUGGACAGUUGGAUGCAUCUGACCUUUUGCUUCAUGAGACAUCCAACAGACAAUGGAAGCUGGCCUCAAGCAACAUCACCGCGGAUACUGUUGGAGUUCUAAUGAAAUCUUCAGGUGAUGACAACUUUGAGAAUUUGGACGAUCUGAUGGAUGGACUUCAGUUUGAUAUUGAUGGGUUUCUUGAUCUUGAACAGUUUUCUGUUGAUGAAGAUCUUUUGGAGAAAGGAUGGAGGCCAGAGGAAAGUCCCCAGAUUCCAUCCAGCUAUCCUGUCCUAGCCCAAAUCCCACCAGGGUCUGCCAGUGGAAAGCCGCCCUUACCACCAGUGCCUUACCUGCAUCUGGCCCCUGGCUCUGACACUGCAUUAGCACAACCUCCCGGUCUACCAAGCCAGGCCUGGUACCGCACUGAGACUCCUGUGAGUGACCUCCAGGCCAGGCAGAUACCACGACCACCAUCAACAGUGAUGAGCUGCGAGGAUUCUCAGGCUGCCCCAACUGGACGAUCUCGUCGUGAGGAGAAAUUAGCUGAAGAGUGGGGGUUUAAAGACAGCCGAACAGCAGAACUGAUGCUGCAGAGGGCCAAGAAGAUGAAAUACAAUGCAGAAAGAAGAAAAAGAAUCAGUAAACUGGAUCCACAUCAGAGGCUGAAAUUAUUCCACAAGUUAAAAGAAAUUUCAAAUGUCCAUUCUGUGCGACCUCCACCUGCACAUGUCUUACCUCGCAAGGAAUAUUUUCAGGCACAAAAAGAAGAAGCCCAGCAGAGAGAAUUGGAAAAGCAGGCAGAGGUUCAGACGAAAAAAGGUCGCACGUAUGAGUGGCUGCAUACACAGGUGGGAGAUUUUGACGUUUCCAGCUCUCGCAUCAACCCCGGAUCACAUGCAGGGGAACAUGUAAUGACACUAACCUCAUCUGAUUCAGAUUUGUCACGUCAGCAACCUCGAUACCAGCGAAGCCCAGAUUUAACAGAGUUUGAUUCGGCCAGUAACAUUGGCAGAUUUCAGCUGUAUCAGCAGGCCCAUCGACACAGCAUUAGUGGAGAUUCAUCGUCAUUGUCAAGUACCAGUCAGACGACAGUGCUGCCCCCUAUCAAGGUCGGCUCCGAUCCCAAUAAAAAUAAUCGAGAAAAAAUCUCAUGGCGCACAGAACCAGUGAACAAGAGCAUUGGUUGGGGUGGUGGCAAAAAGCGAACAACAAAUAACUAACUUGAUUUUGCCAUAAUUUUGUGUGCUCGUGGCUAGAAAUAAGAUUAGAAAAUGUUUGCCACCGAUACAUCAGAUUAGAAUCGUGUCUGCACUGUAGCAAUAGAUGAAACAUUCCAUCUUAAAAACGAAUAAAAUAUACUCAGUAACCCAUAGCGAACUGACAGUAUUUUAUCUGUUACUUCACAGAUCUUUGCAUGAUGCAUGUAAACAAAGUGUGUUGCAGAAAUCACAUGUACUGUGCCUGAGAAAGAUAGUGUUGGUGGAAUGAAAAAGAAACACGAUAUAGUGCUUUUAUCACUAUUCGUUAGUGCAUGUUUAUGUUUUAACAUGCAUGUCCUUUUAUGUGACAUUUGGAGUUCCUGCCUCUCUUGUUUGCCAAUUCAAAUUUUUUGAAAAUCAAAUUAAGAUCUGCUUUGGUGCUAAUGAUGGGCUAGUCAUGAGGAUAAAGUCAUAUAGAAAAUGCUGCACUGGCCAUCACACAAAGCUCCAAAAAGAGUGUUUUCAGUUUGUUGCAGAAUCAAAUCAAGUAAAAUGUAAACAUUUUGUCUGUUGUUUGGAAGUCUAUGAUGUAAAACAAAACUCUGCAAUGCUGUAUUUCCUUUGUACAUUUUCUGUCAUCAUAAGUAAGCCUCUGAUCUUCUGAGUACAAAUGGCUCAGGUGCGCAGGAACAUUAGUAUUAUCCAUAAAUGUCUUGAUUAAAAUUCAUGUGUUGGUUAAAGUGUCACAGUAUAUUUAUAUACACAAAGAGAAAUAGCAAAAUAAAUGCAGGCACAACGUUUGUCCCUUGAGUCAGAUGCUGUUAUUGAAAAUGUCUUGUGUGAUGAUAAAAAUAAAAGUUUCUUAUAGUAA
This is a messenger RNA of Pomacea canaliculata, 5458 nucleotides long. Its product is annotated as leucine-rich repeat and IQ domain-containing protein 1-like. The record is from RefSeq and is a predicted model, not a curated record. The transcript has 30 exons. The coding region runs from base 1 to 4608 and encodes 1535 amino acids. NCBI's taxonomy places the organism in Eukaryota, Metazoa, Mollusca, Gastropoda, Architaenioglossa, Ampullariidae. Gene Ontology annotation, molecular function: protein binding.